Messenger RNA from Durusdinium trenchii, 399 nucleotides. NCBI's taxonomy places the organism in Eukaryota, Dinophyceae, Suessiales, Symbiodiniaceae. The record is from the annotation of a GenBank genome assembly.
AUGUCCGUCAGCAGCGACAGUGGUUUCGAGGUGAAUGCCGUUUACCUGGAAGCAGACGGCCAGAUCGCCAAGUAUUACUUCCAGCUGACCGGUCAAGGGACACAGUUGCCCUUCAUCUUGUUGUGGAGAUCAGCAGUUUUCGUGAUCCCUUUGUGGAUCUCCUUUUCGCCUCCAGUCAUCUCCGUUGUUUCUCUCACGGCGCCAAUCACUACGACGCAAGAUGUGGAGGCGUCUUUCAGCAAUGUCCCAGACUCCGUGGAUGGAAGAUCCUUUGCCGAACCAGCAAAGUUCAUGCAGAUGUACAUCAUCAAAUUUGGCUUCCGGGUCGCAUCUUGGGUUUGUGCCCAAGACUUCCAUUGUUGUGCCCAUGUAGAAUCAAAAGACGAGACGGACGUGUAG